CCGAGUUCUCUAUUUAUAACGGUCGAAUCUCCACGUAUAAUGGUUUGGAAACUGACACUUUUGCUUUUCGUUUGUGCAGGCGUUCUAGCAAUUAAAAAGGAUGGUGAUAAUUCCAAUAGCAUUGUAUUGGAAGGCAGAGGUAUAUCGAUGAACACCUCCACAUCGGGCUUACACGAUGCAGUGGGAGAUACUCUAGUACCAGGACCGGGAUUCCUUCAGGAAAUCAAAGUCGGCAAUGUUCCAAGUCUCAAAGGUCCGUUAUUGCCGGGUCUUGGUAAGGAUGUUGUCAUUACGAGCAAGAGCACGCAUUCGAAAAACGGUGAGGAGAAUACAAUCAACUCCAGAAUCCAAUCGGUGACGAACGAGCCCAGAGAUAUUCUGCGCCGCUUAUGGAAAUCUGCACCUCUAAUCAAGUUGCUUCGAAGCAUCUAACCUCAAUCGGCGACAGGAUGAAUUGGAAUAAGCCUGGAAUCAAGUAAAAUUGGCGCCAGUGAUUAAUCUACGUCCAUUUUUAAAGUUUGAUGCAGUCCCAGACUAUUUAGACUAAAUGUAUUUCUUAAUAAAUGCAUUCUAGGUCCUAAUCCAAAUAGGAAACAUGGUAA
Molecule: messenger RNA, 602 nt
Organism: Drosophila subpulchrella
Lineage: Eukaryota; Metazoa; Arthropoda; Insecta; Diptera; Drosophilidae
Gene: Sfp65A
Exons: 2
Coding region: 40-432 (130 amino acids)
Source: RefSeq, a predicted model, not a curated record